Molecule: messenger RNA, 3715 nt
Organism: Lepisosteus oculatus (spotted gar)
Lineage: Eukaryota; Metazoa; Chordata; Actinopteri; Semionotiformes; Lepisosteidae
Gene: klhl32
Product: kelch-like family member 32
Molecular function (GO): protein binding
Source: RefSeq, a predicted model, not a curated record
UUGGAUCUGACAGUAAUCAAUACAAUGUAAACGUAAACUGGAUUAGACACCACUGUCAUAGAAAUAACGCUUUGCCCGGUACCUUCUGCCUUGCUUAUGAGUAUCAUUACCGGAAGAAAUGCAGACGAUCAAAUGACAAGAGUCAUUUUCUUUAGAAAGGAACGAAAACAUUAAGGACAAUUCAACAACCUUUAUGAGGCUGCUAUACUCACUAAGCAAGGACGUCGUCCACGAAAAGGAUUCUGAAUCCCUCCUCUGCUGACAUCAGACAGGAACAUGCCGUCUGAAAUCUGUCUUAGCAUUCAAGAGAUGCUGACAGGUCAAAGGCUAUGUCUAUCCAAGUCUCACCAGGAUGCAGUUCUCGCUGCCCUGAACCAGCAGAGAAAUGAUGGAAUACUGUGUGAUGUCACUUUGGUUGCCGGGGAACAGAAAUUUCAUGCCCACAGGGCAGUUCUCGCUGCCUGCAGUGACUAUUUCAGAGCGAUGUUCAGUCUGUGUAUGGUGGAGAGUGAAGCUGAUGAAGUGAAUCUGCACGGUGUUACUAGUGUAGGACUGAAGCAGGCCCUGGAUUUUGCAUAUACAGGACAGAUAUUGUUGGAGCCAGGUAUCAUUCAAGAUGUACUGGCAGCAGGAAGUCAUCUUCAGCUGCUGGAGCUCCUCAGCCUGUGCUCUCAGUAUCUCAUUCAGGAGCUGAACAGUUUCAAUUACCUGGACCUGUACAAGCUGGCCGACCUGUUCAACCUGACGCCACUGGAGGAGGCGGUGGUGGGCUUCCUGGUGAGGCACCUGUCCGAGCUGCUGAGGUCCCAUGAGGAGGAGGUCCUGCUGCUUCCCUACAAGCUCCUGCGGGAGGUUCUGAAGAGUGACCGACUCACCUCGCUCAGCGAGGAGCAGAUCUGGCAGCUCGCGGUGAGGUGGCUGGAGCACGACUCCCGUUACCAGUACAUGGAGGAGCUCUUACAGUAUGUACGCUACGGCCUUAUGGACAUGAACUCCCUCCACACUGUUGCCAAGUCCCACCCUCUGGUCCAAGCCAGCGAAACAGCCACAUCUCUGAUCAAUGAGGCCUUGGAGUACCACCGAAGCACCUAUGCACAGCCGAUCUGGCAGACUUUACGAACCAAACCUCGCUUCCAGUCGGAAACACUCUACAUCGUGGGGGGGAAGAAGAGGGAGAUCUGCAAGGUCAAGGAGCUGCGGUUUUUCAAUCCCGUAGACCAGGAGCACGUUCACCUCGCCGGCGUGUCGAACUGGAGCGAGCUGGCCCCCAUGCCAGUGGGCAGGAGCCACCACUGUGUGGCGGUCAUGGGAGACUUCCUCUUCGUCGCAGGGGGAGAGGUGGAGCAUGCCACAGGCCGCACCUGUGCCGUCAGGACUGCCUGCCGCUACGACCCCAGGGGCAACAAGUGGGCAGAGAUCGCUCCCAUGAAGAACUGCCGCGAGCACUUUGUGCUGGGAGCUUUAGAUCAAUACCUCUAUGCAGUAGGAGGCAGGAAUGAACUCAGACAGGUGUUGCCCACUGUCGAGAGGUACUGCCCUAAAAGGAACAAAUGGACUUUUGUACAGUCCUUUGACAGAUCGCUGUCUUGUCACGCGGGAUGUGUAGCAGAUGGUUUGCUCUGGAUAUCAGGUGGUGUAACAAACACAGCUCAAUACCAGAACAGAUUGAUGGUGUACGACCCCGUCCAGAACAAAUGGAUUGGGCGCAGUCCCAUGCUGCAGAGGAGAGUGUACCAUGUCAUGGCAGCUGUCCACAGGAAGCUGUAUGUCCUUGGGGGAAACGAUUUAGACUACAAUAACGAUCGGAUUUUGGUCCGACACAUAGACUGUUAUGACAUUGACAUGGAUCAGUGGACGCGCUGCACCUUUAGUUUGCUUACAGGGCAAAAUGAGUCUGGAGUAGCAGUCCACUAUGGAAGAAUAUAUCUUGUUGGAGGAUAUUCUAUAUGGACAAAUGAGCCAUUAGCAUGUAUCCAGGUCCUUGAUGUCAGUACUGAAGGGAAAGAAGAAGUUUUCUAUGGACCCACUCUUCCAUUUGCUUCCAAUGGAAUAGCCACGUGCUUCCUCCCAGCACCAUACUUCACAUGCCCCAACCUCCAGACCCUACAAGUGCCUCACCACAGGAUUGGUACUGUAUAGCUGUGGCCAUAGACAAUGGCAACAUCUGAAGCCCACAAGAUCCUUCAUGGAAACGACGCACAAUAAAGCUCCCAACAGCCGAAUGUUGCCUCUUCAAAGGCAGGUGCGGUUUUAAAAGACGCACUAAAUGGGGGGUGUUUACGAUUGAGUGUGAUCCGCAGAAGGCGAUGCUCUUGGCUCAUAUUGCAAACAUGCAGUACAUACAGUGUGACCAAAUAGCUCUGUGAUAAGAGUGGUGCAACAUGAAUUUAUCUGACUGUUCCCAUGAAGUCAUUUACAUUCAUCAAGGCUGACAAAAAAGAAUACGUUUCUAACUGUACUGGGAUAGGGCGGUAUUUCAGUGCUUGUUAAGUGUAGUUCCUUCUCAGUUGUGAAUAGCAUUUUUAGGGUUGAUUUAUAGCCUCUGCCAGAUUUUAUGCAAUUGAUUUUUUUUUAUGUAACCUGAGAUUAUAAAACACUGAAGUUUUGCCAUAGUCUUCUUUUCCUGCCAUGAACGCUCUCAGUGUGAACGUCAGUUUCCUUGGGAUUUUUUAAAUGGUGUUUCCAAAGAAAUCCUAAUCUGUCAACACAGGAAACUCAGACUGCAACAUUCAAGACUGCUUUUAGACUCAACUUCAAUAGGUUAUAACCCCAGCGAGGGUGAGGUAAUGACCAAGAAACAAUGACUUAGUACUACUCUUCUUAAUAGUCCAAGAAGAAUUUGAGCAAAGUUGAAUUCUUGAAUUUUAUGUAAAAUAAUCCAAAUGAAUUGCAGAUUCCUUAUUUCAAUCAUUUUGGCAGAUUGCUAUUGUAGUUUCCGCUAAUUUUGCACCUCAGAAAUUUAAGUUAGUUUCCACAAGAAGAAUCAAAACAGUUAUACUUAAAAUCUGCAGAAAAUUUGCAUAAUCAUAUUAAACAGCCAAUUCAGAUAGUUGGCUAUGCAUUUCCGAGUGACGUUUUCCCAUCACCACAUCAUGGUUUUACGAAUGCUUUUGUUAACCAAAGCAAAAAAAAAAAGGUGUUUUAAUUUCCAAGCAGUUUAGGUAGACAAAUAUGCAUUAUGUUAAUAUAUUUAUAUUUAUUGUAUUCUUUGAGGAGGUCCAUUGAUAUUUGUAAAAGUAAUUACAGAAAUGCUUACUGUAACAACAGCCAAGUUCUGCCUAUAAAUUGAAUACUAAUAGAAAGAACUCCUGUAAUGAGACAUUAUUUCAUGUGUGACAAUACAUUUACUUCUGGAAUUGUGUUUCUACAUGCUUCUACGGCAAAACAAAUCUUGGCCAAAAGUAUGUUGUUCCCUUCUGUAACUCCAACAGCUUGUUUACAGUUAAUGUUAUGGAAAUAAUUAUUUUUUUCACUAAGCACUGCCUUUGAAGGGCUCAUUACUUUCUGGUCAGGUGUGUUAUACUAGAAAACAAAUAUCGCUGUUGCUACUAGGCAUUUAUGACCCAUUGCAGAAAAAAAAUCUUUAGUGAGAGUUUGCUAAUUGCAACAAAGCUAAGUAAAGGAUAACAAGACUAAAAUCAUAACCUUAUGUAACCGAAGCAAUCAGGUGUGCAGUUUUACAGAGAAAAUAUGAAAUAAAAGCAAUUUUGUCAAA